This is a messenger RNA of Dinoponera quadriceps, 3502 nucleotides long. It is a transcript of the gene ppl, whose product is annotated as glycine cleavage system H protein. The transcript has 3 exons. Bases 220 to 888 code for a protein of 222 amino acids. The record is from RefSeq and is a predicted model, not a curated record. Gene Ontology annotation, biological process: protein lipoylation; glycine decarboxylation via glycine cleavage system. Lineage: Eukaryota; Metazoa; Arthropoda; Insecta; Hymenoptera; Formicidae. Gene Ontology annotation, cellular component: glycine cleavage complex; cytoplasm; mitochondrion.
UUGAGAUAUUCAGCUCUUUUAUUUUGUAAAUUGUGUGCCGUUCUUGCACGAUCUUGAGGAUUAUCGUUCCCGAUGGUGAAACACGACGAGUAAUUUUCAAACAAUCGUUCACGAUAUUCGACCGAUGGAUACCGCGAUGUAAAACUAGCUCGAUUAUUUUUCGAGGCGAGAUAAGAGAGAGAGAGAGAGAGACAGACAGACAGAGAGAGAGAAAGGCUGAUGAGGACAGUAGCGGUCGGGCCGGGUCGUCGAAGUUUCCUCUCGUCACUCGACGCUACUCAGAUCGCGCUUACGGCCGAGAGGAGGGUUAGAGUCAUCGGCAAUCUUUCGUACGGUCACGCGUCACGAGUAGAGAUGAGGAUGGCAAGAUUGGCCGUACGGGCCGGCAGGUGCGCGAUGAAAACACUCAUCUCGCACGGUGGAAACGAUCUGUUCGGUGCGGUUGCGGCGUCGAGGACACCGCUUUUCACCGCAGCACGCUCCAUAACCACAACACGAUACUUGAGAACUGAACGAUGGUACACCGAUAAGCACGAAUGGGUAACUGUAGACACCAAAGUGGGCACAGUCGGUAUAUCUAAUUAUGCGCAAGAGGCGCUCGGAGAUGUGGUUUACGCGCAACUUCCCGACGUGGGAUCCAUGAUCAAGAAAGGAGAGGAAUGCGGUGCGCUAGAAUCGGUGAAGGCAGCUUCGGAAUUGAUAAGCCCGGUCAGUGGAAAAGUUAUAGAGAAAAACGAGUCGAUCGAAGAUAAACCUUCGUUAAUUAACACAUCUUGUUACAAGGACGGUUGGCUGUUUAAGGUAGAAUUAAGCGAACCGGACGAAAUUAAGAGUCUAAUGAACGAGGAGAGUUACAACAAGUUUCUAACAGAAACAGACGCACAUUGAACUCUGAUAUCACAUCUAUAUACGUUUUCUAAUGUACGUGUGAACCAAAUUAUUAUUCGACAAUUAUGUAUCAGUGAUCGGACUUUGAAGAUAUUAUUUCGUUACACAGUCACGUUAGGGAAUGAUAACGAUUACGAUAGAAAAAUAGCUAAUUUUCAAAAAAACAUAAUAAUGAUAAAAGACUGUCUCUCGAAGAAGGCAGCUUGUUGCAAUGAUUUGUUGUAUUGACAUAGUAAUUUAAUCAGAACCAUAGGUAAAAUAAAUAACACUGCACACGCAAUUGCACACGCACUACGCACGUGACUUGGAUGUCACGGACGUAGAGUAUAUUCCUAACCGAAUAUACUUUCUGCGUUACAAUUUUUAUGCACCGCAGAUCACACGGGGUUCACAUCACACUACAUACGCUAUUGUAUUCAUUAUAAAUAUAUAUAUAUAUAUCAUGGUGCACGAAGAGGAUGAGAUUAACGUUAAUAUUUUUUACAUCACGUGUAGAAUUAUACAGCUGAAUUCACGUAUUUGAUCAUUUCAUUUAAUAGAAAUUAAGUAACAACUAUAAGUAACACAUGUGUGCGUGUUAAUUAUAAAUUAGUAUAUACAUAUGUACGUGUAUAUAUACUAAUUUGUUAAGUAAUAAGAAAAGUCAAUAUACGGAGCAUUUAGCGUUUGAUUUUUUUACUAGUGCAACACGUAGCCUCACACAUUCGUGUUAGGAUUCAUGGCAUAGUGUCUUAUGUUACUAAUUUAGUCGAAUUAAUAUAUGACUCACACUAAAGCAUCACAUGUACGAAAGAUUAUAUAACGUAAAAAUUCAAAUGUACAAAGAUGCUUCUUGUUGAUGUUUUCACAUGAAAGAAUGAUAGAUGAUUGCGAUAGUUGCGAUAUCUUUAUUAGUCACUGUGCAAUGUUCGUCGUCUCGUAUUUAUACAAAGCAAAAACAAAUAUACAAGUUGUUUGACAUACAUGAAUAACAGCAUUCAAGUUACGAAUUAUGAUAAUUGUCUUGUUCCGUGUGUGCACGAAGGCAUUGAAAUUUUGUAAUAAUUGUACAUUCUAACGAGUGACUGAAUUAAUCAUAAAAUACUACUAUCUUUAAAUCUCGCAAAAUGGCAUACUGAUUGAUAUCUAUAUAUCCUAUCAAGUUUUUUAACUUUCGCGGAAUUUGAUCUCUCACAAUUUCACAAUCUGGUAACGAUCUUUAAUAUCGAAUAAGGGAAUACUAUCUCGUCUCGUAUGGGGUCAACCAGUACAAUAUAUAAUAUAAAAAAAUAGCAUUAUAACUCUAGAAAGGAACAGUUAUCUGUUAAUAUAAUAAAGAUAUAUUUACAGUCAAUUAUAAUGUUUUUUUUCUACAUAAUUUACAAUUGCCAACUGCUAAUGGCAGUGUUAACAACGCAUAAUAGUUCCUUUUUUCCCCCUUUAAAACUUUAUUCCAACGAUUUAUCGGGCCGAAGAAUCACAUCGAUAUUAAAUAAGAUCAUUGCCAAUCAUAAUUGGUAACUGUACAUAUUUAACACAAUGUACAUAACGCUGCGAUCGUCGUAUUCUCUAGUUACAUUUGUUAACACGUCGUAACAGAUCGAAUCAUUAUGAUGGAAGUAUAUAUAACAACGACAAGUCGAUUUAGAGCUACUUUUAGAAGAGUUUUUUCUUUCCCUCACAUUGCUAUGGAUAUUGAUGCUCGCGAAUGACAUUUGUUCCAAAAUCAUCAGACCGACACGUUUAACGGGCAGCCUCGAAGAAGAGUAAAAAUAAAUAAAACGUAGCAUAAAUGUUGUCUCAAUAAAACAGUGAAGUCCAAACAAUUUAAAAAUAAUUUAAAAACAACUCUAGAAGGCAUUAAUCCUCAUACUUGUUAUCUUUUUGAUUCUUUGAAUCAUUGGAUUUCCUUUCGACGUUUACAAUUGGUUUCUCUCAACUCUGACAGCAGUAACUAUGCUUUCCUAAUUAAUACAUGGUAAAUGACACGAUUAUAAACUAAUGUGCCGAAAAUACAAUAAUAAUAAUAAUAGUAAUAAUAAUAAUAAUAAUAAUAAUAAUAAUAACUAAGGCCUAAAAAAUAACAUGGACAUACAAUGGAUACGAUAUUUUAAUUAGUUGUAUUACAUAGCUCGGUAGCUUCUUAUGCGUAAUUAUACACACUACACGGAUUAAAAGUAGCUGUUUAUGCAUGUUACAUUCAUUCAUUCCAUUCAAAUUGCUAUCUGGGCGUCUAUUCUGAGGUAUGUGGUUACUAAAAAUGUAAAAGUAUAAAAACUUAAUACAGAAAUAUGAAGAGGUAGUCAUUCGUGUCUGAGUUAAAUAAAAAUAAUCUUUUCCAAAGAGAGAGGGAGCGUCGUAAAUGUAUGUGUGAGAGUGAUAAGCCUAGAGACUGUCUCCGAUGGUGUUCAACGUGAGAAGAACCGGACGAUUUGUAAAUUUUGGGAACAUUAGCGUAUUCUACAUUGGCGUGUGUGUGUAUAUGUGUGUAUGUGUUGUGUGUGUGUGUCAAACUUGACGGCGGACAGAGGAUCUUUACUCACGUGAUAAAUAUAUACGAUACAUUGUCGAUCAAAUAAUUGUUGCGAUGUAACAAUCAUAACUUGUAAUAAUAAAAAUUAUAACAAUAUCGUUA